Molecule: messenger RNA, 6343 nt
Organism: Mobula hypostoma (lesser devil ray)
Lineage: Eukaryota; Metazoa; Chordata; Chondrichthyes; Myliobatiformes; Myliobatidae
Product: melanocortin receptor 3-like
Exons: 1
Coding region: 237-1217 (326 amino acids)
Biological process (GO): adenylate cyclase-activating G protein-coupled receptor signaling pathway; regulation of metabolic process
Cellular component (GO): plasma membrane; cytoplasm
Molecular function (GO): peptide hormone binding; melanocyte-stimulating hormone receptor activity
Source: RefSeq, a predicted model, not a curated record
UGAAGAGAAAGAAAGAAAAGUAGGGAACUUUCUGUUUUGGUACCCUUUAAAUCAGCAGCAAUUGGUCUUGUGGUGGCCUGAAGGGGAUCAAUUUCUAUUAGUUGAAAUUGUGAAGAAUGAUAUGCCAACCUCAAGCCUCUGCACUAUGAAUUAAUGGAACUUUCCUGAAGCAUCAGAGAACAAAUUUCGUUCUGUUUAAGCUUUGCUUCUAGAAGUACAACUCCGUCAUUGUCAAGAUGAAUUCGACACAUUCAGCAUUCUUCUUUUAUCCUGCGAUGAUGAACAGCACAGAGGAUCCGAAUGAAAGCAGCACCCUGAACAACAGGAACGACACAAGCUUUUGUGAGCAGGUGCCAAUUAAAGCUGAACUGUUUUUCUGUCUGGGCAUCAUCAGCUUCUUAGAAAACGUCUUGGUCAUCCUGGCAGUUGCUAAGAACAAAAACCUCCAUUCUCCCAUGUAUCUUUUCCUGUGUAGUUUAGCAGUGGCUGAUAUGCUGGUAAGUGUAUCCAAUGCCUUGGAGACAAUAGUGAUGGCAUUUUUAAAGAAUGGCUUUUUAGUGGCAAAUGACCAGCUCAUUCAGCAAAUGGAUAAUGUUUUUGACUCAAUGAUCUGCAUUUCUUUAGUAGCUUCAAUAUGCAAUCUAUUGGUCAUUGCCAUCGACAGGUACAUCACGAUUUUCUACGCUUUGCGCUACCACAGCAUCAUGACGGUAAAGCGAGCGAUUAUUUUGAUCAUAGUUAUCUGGGUUUUUUGUAUUUUCUGUGGUAUCAUCUUCAUCAUAUAUUCAGACAGUCAAACCGUCAUCAUUUGCCUUAUCACCAUGUUCUUCGUCAUGCUUUUCCUCAUGACUACUCUUUAUGUCCACAUGUUUAUGCUUGCCCGACUACACAUUAAAAGAAUCGCAACACUCCCAGUCCCCGGUGUGGUCCAUCAGAGGACGUGUAUGAAAGGGGCAAUUACCAUCACUAUCCUGCUUGGAAUCUUUAUCAUCUGUUGGGCACCGUUUUUCCUUCACCUCAUCAUGAUUAUAUCAUGCCCUAAAAACCCAUACUGCAUAUGUUACACUUCACAUUUUAACACCUACUUGAUUCUCAUCAUGUGCAAUUCAGUCAUUGACCCGAUUAUUUACGCCUUCCGGAGUCAAGAGAUGCGCAAGACGUUCAAAGAGAUUCUUUGCUGCUAUUGCAUGAAUUUCAACUUCCGCUGCAAGUUAUAACUUUGACAGGUACAAAAUACUGAGAGGAACAACAGUCCUUUUGCUCCAAAGUGAUGCUUGAACCUACAACUGUAAAUCUCAUAAUCAAUCAGUGCAUACAGAAACCAUGUGGACAGAACUUUGGAAGAUGGAACACAGUAUCAAACCCUUCAUGAUAUAUCUGCUGCAAAUACUCACUGCAGGUUUGCAAAACUGUGAAAAGCUAAGAGUAGUUAAUAUCUUGUGAUUCCCGUUGCAGGCCAUGUUCUUGUGCUACAGACAUGCAAAAUGAUGUGAUUAAUAAAUAAUAAUGAACAUUUAUUAACAUUCAUACAAGGAUACUUAUGUUUCUUUAGUAGACAACAGCUUAAUGUGUUUGCAAUAAAUGAAGACUGCACAAUUUAAACUCUGAGAGAUAUUUGCACAUAAUGAAUGAUACAUUAAAGUGAAUAUUUUAAAUUGUUUCCUGUCUAAUAUUCUGCUUCAUCAGUUGGCAUUUUAUUGAUUGCAACUGCUUCAUAUUAAUAUUCAAUGUCUGAUCAAGUAGCAUCUACAAUUCUCUGGAGGAUUAAUUGUUUACUUUUUCUGCUUUCUAAGACCUAUGGUAAAUUAUACGAAUAAUAACAAUGUAUGUCUAGGGUUAGCAGUCAUUUGCACACUGAGUCUUGGAUUUCCCUAUGCAAUAAGUUCAAUUAAAUAUGUAACUAAAGUAAUUGCUUGAUUUUGGCAGGUGAGCCAUUCAUGAAAGUAUAACAUGCUUAAAAGGAACUUAUUUCUGUUCUUAAGUUUCUGGGCUUUAUAUAUGAGUUUCCUUCAAUUAUUUUCUCUUCCAAGACUACACUUCAGCUUACAGCCAGACAUAGUAGAAAACAGAAUCACUCUUUUAAUGCAUCCUCCUUUCUGAACCUCUCUGUAUUUUGUUGCCUUUAUUACAUUUCUACGGCAUUGGUAUUAGCUGUUUUAGAAUCCCAAUUUUUUACAAUGCACUGUUUUAAAUGUGUUAAAGGCAUCAUUUGCAUGGACUAUCUAUUCACUUAAAGAUGAACUACAGUACAUGGUGUAAGCUAGGUCUCAUUGCUGAGAUAUGCAUGUUUUGUAUGUGAAGCUACUGUAUGUGUCUUUUGGAAGAAUAUUGAGAAGAAUUUAACAAAUUCAACAGAACUUAUAUAUUUUUGAAUCUUAUCUUUGCAAUAUCCGACAGAGGUACUCUAGACCAAAUGUUUCUGUCAAACUAGACUGCGAUAUUUGUCAAGUAAUUUUUAAAAACAUGAUUGAACCUGCAUUUUGUGUCUUUGUGUGCUUUAAAUAUAUGAAGUAUAUUGCACUCAGAUUAUUUUUAUAUUAAAUUGUAUGGAAAUUGGUACAAAAAUGGUUUACAUUUUCAAAAAUAGGAUUUAGAAUGGAAAAGAGCCUAUUAAUUGAAACUGUGAGCACCUUGGGAAAACUGUAUUUGAUUAAAACCAUCUAUGAAAUUUAGUAAACUAGAUUGCACAUUGAGUGGUUCUGUGUAGAGAGUUACUAAGUACAGUGUGACACAACAGUUUUAGUAAACACAUCUACUUGCAAGAUGCGGAGGGUUUACACACUUAUAAAAUUUGCUUAAUUAAAUACAACAUAAUUUUUAAAGAUUUUUAUAAGACCAUUAGAUAUAGGAGCAAAAUUAGGCCAUUUGACCCCUCGAGUCUGUUCCACCACUUCAUCAUGGCUGAUCCAAUUUUCCUCAGAACCAAUCUCCUGCCUUCUCCCCGUAUCCCUUUAUGCACAAGCUAAACAAGAAUCUAUCAAAUUCUGUAUUGAAAGACUUGGCCCCCACAGCUGCAAGUGGCAAAAAUUCCACAGAUUCAGAACUCCCUGGCUAAAGAAAUUUCCCUGAAAAUCAGUUGCAGAACACUAUUUUUGCCAACAUUAUGCAACUGAUUUUUUUUCCAAAGAGAAGCAUUAGAUGCAAGAAGUGUCAAGGAAUAAAGGGAGCGAAUGGAAAGAUGGUAUCGUGAUAAAGGAUCAGCCUUGAUUAUAUUGAAUGUCCAAGCAGGGCCAAAUGAUCUACUGCCUGCCUGCAUUUUGACAAUUGAUGAAUUUGUAAUCUCAUAUCAGUUUAAUAAUGACUCAGUCAUUCAGUCAGAGGGUGCCGUCCUGAAUCCAGGGUUGGCGGCUAUGCACCUCCAUCUUCUUCGAUCUUGCGACAGCACCGAGUACAGCCUCUCCUCCAGCUUGUUCUUGCUGGCUGCCUUGGCACCGCUCCCGCUGAACUCGAGCCCGAGACCGUGUCGGCUUCCAGCCGUGGCCGCUUCUUCGAGCUCGGCCCUUUCUUAGGCGGAGGCCUUGGGCAGUCCAGGCACACGGUGCAGUGCCCAAGUUCAUCAUGUCUCUUCUAACUAAGUGCAUAGCUUACGAUUCGUAGAUACGUGGUGAGGCUUUAAUCUCUUCCACGGAAGAUGGCCAUUGGCUCACAAGGAGCUCAUCCGCCCUUUGUCAGGUCUUGUUUUUUUUAGUCCUGCUGGGUGUCCUCACACCCUCCUCACCAGACUAAGUCCAGUUAAUAAUGACUACAAAAUAUUAAAAAAGCUGAAGUUAUGUAACUCCUUCCUCUCAUUUUCACACAGUUCCCCCUCCCCCCCACCGUGCUGAAGUUGAUAACUUAAUCUUUUAUUUUGAUGUUCAAGGAAUAGGGUCAAAUAACCAACCUUUUUUCUAUUGAACCGGAACUUUAAACAACAACAAGCUGAUAUGGUUGUAGGAAGAUCUUUACUGUUGAAUGGUCUGAUCAUGUUCUGAGGCCAAAUUCAUAUCACAGGGAAAGUAGACAUCUUGGUAUCAACUAAACAAGCAGAGGACAUUAUCUGAAACUUUCUUUCCGUAUGGCUCAGUUCUGCACCAAGCAACCUAUUCAAAAGCUGAGCCAUGGGUGUAUCCAGUGUAGAAUAAAAUGCCAUAGAAAACUGUGAUGUGUGUUCUUCACGGAAGAUAGUUUCACUAUUAGGCAAUAUUGCUACUACUACUUAAUUCAUGCAGAUAAUAAUACUUCUGCUUACAUUUGUACUUUAGUUGACUUAGUAUUUUGAGCAGUCUUCUGUUACUAAUUAAUUGUACCGAAGUAUAUGUUUGUAAUAUGUUCAAAGACUUGUGUUUAAUUGUGCCAACUGAAACCAAAUAGGCAUUUGGUCUGUGCCUGAAUUGUUCAUGUAAUUGAAUGAAAUAUUUAUUUUCCUUUGUUUUUGGUUAAAGGUUACACAAACUAGAUAUGACGGUCUGUGGCUAGGUAUUCCAAACAAGUGUAUGUACUUGCAGGAAGCUUAUUGAAGCUAGUAAUCUCUGGAAGAUCCAGGAAUCUUGUUCAGAUUUUAAGGACAGUGUAACCUUUUAUUGUUUGUUUAUCUGCUGUAUAUUGCAAAAGUAUAAAUGCAUGGGAUGCACAAUUCAAAAACCUGGAAUGUGUAACUUCUUGCUGGGAUUUGGUGUACUUCAAGCUCAUAGGCAGAAAGAAAAUCCUUUUAAGUACCAUUUUACAUGGGGCAGACAAAUGAAUGUAGAUGUGACAUGUCACCAAUAAGUAUAUGGUAUCAUGUUUGGCCUCUUGACUAAGAAAAUAUUCUUAAUGUAUUUUAGCCAGCCAGUAUUUGACACUGGCAGAGAUUAGUGUUUUGCUUACAAUUAUCUCAUGGAGAAAUGUCAUUGUAGUUACUAGGAAGGUCUUAGCCCCUCGAAUAUUUACAAUUUAUAUUAGUACCCCUGAUGAAAAGUCAGAGCGAACAAUACAAAGAUUUAUGGCAACAAAACUAAGUGGGUGAAAGGUUUAAAAAAGGAGAUUGCAAAUGCUCAAAUGAGGACCAACAAACAAUCUGCUGAAACAAUACAACAGAUCAUGCAGCAUCUGUUGGGGGAAAGGAAUUGUCGAUAUCUUUGGGUAUGAACUCUUCCUCGAGACCAGGCAAUAAGUCUUCAAAUCUUAGAAUCCUAAUGUGUCAUCUUGUCCUAAAAUAACAAUAAUUUCUUCCCCUUCACCCCCACAGACGCUGCUUGACCCACACAGUUUCUCCAGUGGAUUUUUUUUUUGUAAUAUAGGAAGAUGUGAAAUUAUUCUCUUUUGUAGGAAGGAUAAAGUUUAUUCUUUAUAUUUGUUUUUAACAUAGGAGGGAGCCAUUCAUCCCACCGAGUCAAUGCCAGAUCUCAGCACAAUUCUUCCAUUCUCUCAUGCUUUUCUUCCCAUAAAUUGCUGCUUGGUGGACUAGAAAAUUAUUAUUUUCACAAAUUCCACAUUCAUACAAAAUACACUGAAAGAUAAGUAUUUCCAUCAAUAUGGGUACAUUUACAAUAUGUUCAAGCAUAUAUUCCAUCCUCAGAAGGAUGUUUCUAAUUAAAAACUCCUGUUGCCAUGUGAAAAUUUUCUAAGAUUAAACACAUUUCAUUCCUGUAAUUUCAUUUUCUAAGUAACACCAAAGACAAUGCAUUUUGAACAUUUAUCUGAGUUCCAUAGUUAUUAGUUAAGGCUCUCUGUAGUCAUGGAAAAAAUGGUUAAAUGGAAUUUAGAUGGAGAUCAGCUGUGACUUAAUGCAAUGUCGGAAUGGAUUUGAGGGCUGUAUGACCUUUUCCUGUCCCUAAUUUAACCCAGUCUAUUUUGCUAUUUCUUUGCUGGCUGGCUAACAAGGUUUCAGAUGCAAGCAUUGUUUAUACUGCAUUGACAGAUACAUUGUGCAAAAUCUUAAAAUUUAUAUAGGGAAAAUCAUAAACUUGACUUCACUGAGAAAACUGCAGAAGAUUGUAGUAUAUUAUUUUGAUGACAUAUACAGUGAUCCCAAACUAUCACAAGUGUACUCCUUGUUUAAUGCUGUCCAAUUCCACUUUGUAGUAUUGAAAUGCAAAAUGUUGUGUAACUGUCUACUUCAGAGCUAAAGAUUGAGCAAUUGAUGUCAAGAAUUUAUUGUUGUAAAUUGUGUUAUGCAAUACUAUCUGCUAUAUUCCAAACAGUUUUCCAAUUCCGAAAUAUGAACCUUAUAUCAAUAAAGUGGGAAUGCUUAAUUACUUACUUUCACUUUUUUCCUUUUUGAAUAACAAAAUAUUUUAGUGAUUCUACAUUUGUAUAUUAUGUAUAUUUGGUUUAGUAUUUUAAAAUAAAUCUAUGUCUUGACAAAUAUAAAAUAGAUGCCAAU